AUGAUUUGUUUUGACAACAGUACUGCCCACACUGAUAGUAAUAAUAAUAAUAAUCAAUGUGAUUUACCAGAAAAUUAUAAAGAAUUAGUGACAACAGGUAAAGUUGAGAAAUUAAUUUUAAGUCCAAGUUCAUCAUUGGAUAGACCAAAAACAUUACCACCAAAAUCACAAGAGGAAGUAUUAAAACAUCAGAGAGAAUAUGAAGAGAUACAGAGGAAAGCAAAGAAAACUUUAGAGAGAGAAGCAAAAGAAAAAGAGAAACUAGAUGCAAUUAGAAAAGAAAAAGAGAGAUCAUUGAUAGAUGCAAGAAAGGUAUGGGAAGAGGAUAUCAUACCAGUGUGGGAGAAGAACAGCAAGAAAAGAGAUAUAAAAAAGAUAAAAGAUUUAUCAUGGAGGGGACUGCCACCAGCAGUGCGCGGCAAAAUUUGGAGACUAUGCAUAGGCAAUGAUCUUCGUGUCACCGAUGAACUUUUCAAUAUAUUUUUAGGGCAUGCGAAUAACGCAUAUAAUAAAACUACUUCACCACCUUUAAAAUCAUCACUAUCGUCAUCAUCGAAAUCACCAAAUAUAAAUAUAGAUUUAAGACAGGCAAAUAAUUCAAUACAUCAUAGUAGAUCACCGAUGAAUACAUCAACCGAUGGCGAGGAUGACGUGUUGGAUUUGGAGACGACUAAUAUGGCGUUGAUUUUACAGGAUAUUCAAGACACGUUCCCAUCGUUGAUGAUCUUUCAAAAGGGCGGUCCGCUACAUAGCGAUUUGAUCGACGUGUUGGGGGCCUAUAUUUGCUACAGGCCCGACAUUGGGUACGUGCCGGGCAUGACGUUCUUGGCGGCGAUGUUUCUAUUGAAUAUGGAGAAAUGUGAUGCAUUUCUAUCAUUAUCAAAUCAUAUCAAUAGUGUUUGUUUCUUACCAUUCUUUCGUCAAGAUCAAUCUGGUAUACCAAAAUAUUUAGCGGCAAUGGAUUCAACGGUUGAGGCAUUGACACCACCACUACAUAAACAUUUCAAAGAGAUUGGUAUAAGUGCAAAGAAUUAUUUAGUCGAUUGGAUAACAACCCUCUUCUCAAAAGCAUUGCCAUUGGAUGUUGCAACUCGUAUUUGGGAUUUAGUUUUCAUUGAAGGUGAAAUUUUCAUAUAUAGAACUGCACUAUCCAUUCUACGUUACUUCAUCUCUGAUCUAAUUCAAGCAACUUAUGAUGAAUGUAUAGAUUUAUUCAAUAAAUUACCUCAAAGAAAAAUUUCUGAAGAUAAAUUAUUUGAAGAAAUUCAGUCAAUAGUUUUAGACCAAAGAAAAUUUGAUAAAUUAUUAGAAAAAUAA
Dictyostelium discoideum AX4 is the source of this 1317-nucleotide messenger RNA. RefSeq lists its product as hypothetical. Bases 1 to 1317 code for a protein of 438 amino acids. Lineage: Eukaryota; Evosea; Eumycetozoa; Dictyosteliales; Dictyosteliaceae. The transcript has 2 exons. The record is from RefSeq and is a predicted model, not a curated record. Gene Ontology annotation, cellular component: contractile vacuolar membrane; cytoplasmic vesicle; cytoplasm.